Molecule: messenger RNA, 261 nt
Organism: Dovyalis caffra
Lineage: Eukaryota; Viridiplantae; Streptophyta; Magnoliopsida; Malpighiales; Salicaceae
Source: the annotation of a GenBank genome assembly
AUGACACUUGAAUUUGAAACGUUCAGACUGUCUCCUCACCAUCGAGAAGACCUUUUAAACUUGAGCCACCAACUGAUCCAAUCAACUUCUCCGUCCAUGGGGUCGUAUUUGGUCGCCAAAAAUCAACCAAAACAGCUCCAAUCGAUGAUUUCUCUCCUUCUCGGAUGUGAUAGCUCCGACGACCUCAACAAGUGCAGCCACUUGAACUGCAAGUUCCUCCAUACGAAGUCAAAGCCAACACUACCGAUAAAAAAGCAGUGA